CACUGUUCACUGUGUGUGUGUGUGUGUGUGUGUGUGUGUGUGUGUGUGUGUGUGUGUGUGUUUAGGUGGGUCGGUUACGAGUACCCAGAGUACCAGGGACAGCAGUUUGUGCUGGAGAAGGGAGAUUAUCCAUGUUAUCAGGCUUGGAGUGGAAACAGCAGCUACCGCACUGAACACCUUCUGUCCUUCAGACCAAUCCAAUGUGCUAAGCACAGUGACAGUAAGGUGUCCCUGUACGAGUGUGAGGAUUUCCAGGGGCGGAAGUUCGAGCUGUGUGAUGAUUAUCCGUCUCUGCAGGCCAUGGGAUGGUGCAGCAAGGAAGUGCCGUCCAUCAAAGUCAACUCCGGAGCCUGGGUGGCGUACCAGUUCCCAGGUUAUCGUGGUUAUCAGUACAUCUUGGAGAGAGACCGCCGCGAGGGCGAGUUCAAGAACUACAAUGAGUUCGGCACGCAGGCGCACACCAACCAGAUCCAGUCGAUCCGCAGGAUUCAGCACUAAACACACACAAUCACACACACACACACACACACACACACACACACACACACACACACACACACACACACACACACACAC
Tachysurus fulvidraco (yellow catfish) is the source of this 576-nucleotide messenger RNA. RefSeq names its product crystallin, beta A2b (gene cryba2b). Lineage: Eukaryota; Metazoa; Chordata; Actinopteri; Siluriformes; Bagridae. The record is from RefSeq and is a predicted model, not a curated record. The annotation marks the transcript as partial. Gene Ontology annotation, molecular function: structural constituent of eye lens. The transcript has 3 exons. Gene Ontology annotation, biological process: lens development in camera-type eye; visual perception.